Cyphellophora attinorum is the source of this 1389-nucleotide messenger RNA. RefSeq names its product Mannan endo-1,6-alpha-mannosidase DCW1. Bases 1 to 1389 code for a protein of 462 amino acids. Gene Ontology annotation, biological process: carbohydrate catabolic process; fungal-type cell wall biogenesis. Gene Ontology annotation, molecular function: mannan endo-1,6-alpha-mannosidase activity. NCBI's taxonomy places the organism in Eukaryota, Fungi, Ascomycota, Eurotiomycetes, Chaetothyriales, Cyphellophoraceae. The transcript is spliced from 4 exons. The record is from RefSeq and is a predicted model, not a curated record.
AUGCGUAUCCUCGAGUUUUGCACCAUCGUGUGCAUGUUCUUCUUCAACACAUCCGCUAUCGUCCUCAACACCGAUGAAUCACAAUCUAUCCUUGACGCGGCCUCGGCUGCUGCGGCUGGUCUUCAAGCGCUCUACAAUGGCAACAGUCCCGAUGGAGUCGUUGGCAAAUGGCCCUAUCCGCCGUACUACUGGUGGGAGAGUGGCGCUGCCUGGGGUGGCAUGGUCGAAUACUGGCACUACACAGGCGACGCGACUUAUCUGAACGUCACGUGGGAGGCUCUUGUGUCACAACUUGGACCACAGGCCGACUUCGUCGUCCCUCAAGAGGCUUUCAACGAAGGCAACGACGAUCAGGCUUUCUGGGUGUUCGCCGCUCUUUCAGCUGCCGAGUACGGAUUCCCUGAACCACCUUCGCCCUUUCCACCAUGGAUCGAGACCGUUAAGAAUGCUUGGCAAUUGUACGUCGAUCGAUGGAACACCACAAACUGCAACGGAGGCUUGAAGUGGCAGUUCCAUCCCGAGAAUGCUGGCUACUACUACAAACAAUCGAUUGCCAACGGAGGCUUCUUUCAGAUUUCUGCUCGCCUUGCGCGCUACACCGGCAAUCAGACCUACGCUGAUUGGGCCAACAAGAUUUGGGACUGGGUCAGUGGCGUAGGUCUGAUCGACGACAUCUACAACGUCUACGAUGGAACAGAUGAACUAAUCAACUGCACCGGCGUUGACCAUCAUCAAUGGUCCUACAACGUCGGAGUCUUCCUCUACGGGUCCAGUGUCAUGCAGAACUAUACCAACGCUAGCGACGUUGACAACAUCUGGUUCAUCCGCACCAACGGACUGCUGGAGGCCACCACGACCUUCUUCUCACCUUUCAAGAACGCCACCAACAUCAUGUUCGAAGCAGCUUGUGAAAUCAAUCACAACUGCAACGUCGAUCAGCUCUCCAAGAAGGCUUACAUGGCUCGCUGGCUCGCAGGGACUUCCAUGAUGGCUACAAACACCGCGGGCCGUAUUGGCGCUUUACUUCGAGCAUCUGCCGCCGGCGCUGCUCUGGCUUGCACUGGUGGUCCUGACAACCGAACCUGUGGCUUCCAUUGGUAUACUGGUGUCUUUGACGGUAGUACCGGUCUCGGUCAACAGCUUUCUGCCAUGGAAGUCAUGCGGGCCUUGCUGGUCAACGAGACUGCGCCGCCGAUGACAUUGCCAAACGUUGUCAUCAGAGGCGCGCCAGGCAACCUGACAGCUCCACCUCCUGCUAAUCCUUCUGAGACUGAGGCUGCUCGACCUCUCCACGAUGGCGCCCCUCCACCUACUGGUAUGGUCCCUGGCCUGGCUCUGUUGAUUCCACUUACGAUUUUUCUUAGUCUAGUCUGGACCUGUGGUCUGUGA